This is a messenger RNA of Oryza sativa Japonica Group (Japanese rice), 3549 nucleotides long. Its product is annotated as leucine-rich repeat receptor-like serine/threonine-protein kinase BAM1. The record is from RefSeq and is a predicted model, not a curated record. Gene Ontology annotation, molecular function: ATP binding; protein kinase activity; protein binding. Gene Ontology annotation, biological process: protein phosphorylation. Lineage: Eukaryota; Viridiplantae; Streptophyta; Magnoliopsida; Poales; Poaceae.
GACGACUCCAUUGCCAAAAAGCUCUCACCUUUGCCUCCUCACUCUCCUCACACUCUCUUGUCUCCACUCGCCGCGCCACGCCACGCCGCGCCGCGCAAUGCGCCUCCACUACCACCACCUCGCCGUCGUCCUCCUCGCCGCCGUGGCGGCGGCGGCGACGGCGGCGGCCGGUGGCGAAGCCGACGCGCUCCUCGCGGUGAAGGCGGCGCUCGACGACCCGACGGGCGCGCUCGCGUCGUGGACGACGAACACCACCUCGAGCCCGUGCGCGUGGUCGGGCGUGGCGUGCAACGCGCGGGGUGCGGUGGUGGGGCUCGACGUGUCCGGGCGCAACCUCACCGGCGGCUUGCCCGGCGCCGCGCUGUCGGGGCUGCAGCACCUGGCGCGCCUCGACCUCGCCGCGAACGCGCUGUCGGGGCCCAUUCCGGCGGCGCUGUCCCGCCUCGCGCCGUUCCUCACCCACCUCAACCUCUCCAACAACGGCCUCAAUGGCACCUUCCCGCCGCAGCUGUCGCGGCUCCGCGCGCUCCGGGUGCUCGACCUCUACAACAACAACCUCACCGGCGCGCUCCCGCUCGAGGUGGUGUCCAUGGCGCAGCUCCGCCACCUCCACCUCGGCGGCAACUUUUUCUCCGGCGGGAUCCCGCCCGAGUACGGCCGGUGGGGGAGGCUCCAGUACCUCGCCGUCUCCGGCAACGAGCUCUCCGGGAAGAUACCACCGGAGCUAGGCAACCUGACGAGCCUCAGGGAGCUCUACAUCGGCUACUUCAACAGCUACUCCGGUGGGAUACCACCCGAGCUCGGCAACAUGACCGACCUCGUCCGCCUCGACGCCGCCAACUGCGGCCUCUCCGGCGAGAUCCCACCGGAGUUGGGCAACCUCGCGAACCUGGACACGCUGUUCCUGCAGGUGAACGGCCUCGCCGGCGGCAUCCCGCGCGAGCUCGGCAAGCUCGCGAGCCUCAGCUCGCUCGACCUGUCCAACAACGCGCUCGCCGGCGAGAUCCCGGCGACGUUCGCCGACCUCAAGAACCUCACCCUGCUCAACCUGUUCCGGAACAAGCUGCGAGGCGACAUCCCGGAGUUCGUCGGCGACCUGCCCAGCCUCGAGGUGCUGCAGCUAUGGGAGAACAACUUCACCGGCGGGAUCCCUCGCCGGCUGGGCCGCAACGGGAGGUUCCAGCUGCUCGACCUCUCGUCGAACCGCCUCACCGGCACGCUGCCGCCGGACCUCUGCGCCGGCGGCAAGCUGGAGACGCUCAUCGCGCUCGGCAACUCGCUCUUCGGCGCCAUCCCCGCCUCCCUCGGCAAGUGCACGUCGCUCACCCGCGUCCGCCUCGGCGACAACUACCUCAAUGGCUCCAUCCCCGAGGGUCUCUUCGAGCUCCCGAACCUGACUCAGGUGGAGCUCCAGGAUAAUCUCAUCUCCGGCGGCUUCCCGGCGGUGUCCGGCACCGGCGCGCCGAAUCUUGGCCAGAUUAGCCUCUCCAACAACCAGCUCACCGGAGCAUUGCCGGCGUUCAUCGGGAGCUUCUCCGGUGUUCAGAAAUUGCUCCUUGAUCAGAACGCGUUCACCGGCGAAAUCCCGCCGGAGAUUGGCCGGCUGCAGCAGCUGUCCAAGGCUGACCUCAGUGGCAAUUCGUUCGACGGCGGCGUGCCGCCGGAGAUUGGGAAAUGCCGGCUGCUCACCUACCUUGACCUCAGUAGGAACAACCUCUCCGGUGAGAUACCGCCGGCCAUCUCUGGGAUGCGGAUACUGAACUAUCUGAACCUGUCAAGGAACCAGCUCGACGGCGAGAUUCCGGCCACCAUUGCCGCAAUGCAAAGCCUCACCGCCGUGGAUUUCUCGUACAACAACCUGUCCGGGCUCGUGCCGGCCACAGGGCAAUUCAGCUACUUCAAUGCCACAUCCUUCGUCGGCAACCCGGGAUUGUGCGGGCCGUACCUCGGGCCAUGCCAUCCCGGUGCUCCCGGCACUGACCAUGGCGGCCGCAGCCAUGGUGGACUCUCCAAUAGCUUCAAGCUGCUGAUUGUGCUAGGAUUGCUUGCCCUUUCAAUUGCAUUUGCUGCCAUGGCGAUCUUGAAGGCCCGAUCACUGAAGAAGGCGAGUGAGGCGCGUGCUUGGAAGCUCACCGCAUUCCAGCGCCUCGAAUUCACCUGCGACGAUGUGCUUGAUAGUCUCAAGGAGGAGAACAUCAUUGGCAAAGGUGGAGCUGGGACUGUGUACAAGGGGACAAUGCCGGAUGGUGAACAUGUCGCGGUGAAGCGGCUUCCCGCCAUGAGCCGUGGUUCCUCCCAUGAUCACGGGUUCUCCGCAGAGAUUCAGACGCUCGGGAGGAUCCGGCACCGCUACAUUGUGAGGUUGCUCGGCUUCUGCUCGAACAAUGAGACGAACCUACUCGUUUACGAGUAUAUGCCCAAUGGCAGCCUUGGGGAGCUACUCCAUGGCAAGAAGGGUGGCCACCUGCAUUGGGACACAAGGUACAAGGUUGCUGUUGAGGCUGCCAAGGGGCUCUGCUACCUGCACCAUGAUUGCUCACCGCCGAUAUUGCACCGCGAUGUCAAGUCGAACAACAUUCUCCUUGACUCCGAUUUCGAAGCGCAUGUUGCUGACUUCGGGCUUGCCAAGUUCUUGCAGGACUCUGGCACAUCAGAGUGCAUGUCUGCAAUUGCUGGCUCUUAUGGUUAUAUUGCUCCAGAGUAUGCAUAUACGCUCAAGGUCGAUGAGAAGAGCGAUGUCUACAGCUUCGGUGUUGUGCUCCUUGAGCUGAUCACCGGAAAGAAGCCGGUAGGGGAGUUUGGGGAUGGCGUCGACAUCGUUCAGUGGGUCAAGACGAUGACGGACUCGAACAAGGAACAUGUGAUCAAGAUCUUGGACCCUAGGCUCUCAACUGUGCCGGUCCACGAGGUCAUGCACGUCUUCUACGUCGCAUUGCUUUGCGUCGAGGAGCAGAGCGUGCAGCGACCGACAAUGAGGGAGGUGGUGCAGAUCCUCAGUGAGCUUCCCAAGCCGACAUCGAAGCAAGGAGAGGAGCCUCCUAGUGGUGAAGGUGCUGUGUUUGAUCUUGUAGUGCCAGCUGAAUCUGCAGAGGCCAAUGAAGCCAAAGAGCAGCAGCAGCAGCAGCUAAACUCACCAUCUUCACCGCCACCUGAUCUCAUCAGCAUAUGAAGAAAUGCUGAACUAAAUUGUUACAGUUCAGUUUGAUUUGGUGAAGUUUGGGUUUCUAAUCUGGAAUGCUUAGGGUGUGUGGUAUGUAGGCCUUCGCAUUUAGGGUGUGGAAAUUGUAGGCCACUGAAUUUCUUGUGUGGCAUGUAUCUUUGGUAUCUUAGGUAUUUGUGUUGUAAAUAUAAGCUUCUUAACCUCCAGUUUCCUGCUACAAUCAAGAAACUUUGUAGGAAGUUAAGAGCUUAGUUAUCUGAAUCCAUUUUAGCUUCUUUUUUUUUUCUUUCAAUCUGAGCCCCAAAAUGUCAAAUGCUAUCUCCAUCCAAUGUGACAGCAUAACCUUUUAACUGUGGAAUCAUGAUUAUCAAGGUGUUCUGUUAUCUGUA